CAACCACAACACCAACAAAAUGCUAACCCGAACACAAAAAUUAAUCUUGGGUGUUACCAUACUCAUAAUGGUCAAUGUGAUAUGGGUAACCUCCAGCGAAUUGACAAAGUUUCUCUACGACGAUGAACACUUUGAUAAGCCCUUCUUUUGCACAUAUUUUAAAACAUCGAUGUUUACAAUUUAUUUAGUAAUCAUUGGUUUGCUAGCACCCUGGAAGGAAUCCUGUGAUAGACAAAAUGGCAACUAUUCGAUGAUGGAUCAAAAUUCCGAAGAUGACAAUUACUACUCCCACCAACCAUCAUUGAGUGAUCCCACAUUCGUUCCCAUUCGCUCGGCAGCUAGUAUCGGUAAUGGUCCCAUUUCCGGUACCGAAAGUGAUGAUUCCAGUAUACGGUCAGUGCGUUUUAGUAAAUUGGCCGAAGUGCGGGAAAUGUCAGCACAUGAGGCAACAGAGGCCCUAAUGGCCAGACUCUCUUAUACGGCCAGUAUGCGUAUAAGUCGUCAAAAGUCGCAUCAUAAAACAGCCAAAACGGCAUUGCUGUUUUGUGUUUUGUGGUUCUUGGCCAAUUAUCUCUUUCAAGUCUCAUUGGAAAUGACUGAAACAGCAGUGGUGACUUUAUUAUCAUCCUCCUCGUCCCUAUUCACCUUGGUGUUGGCAGCAUUUUUCCCCUCAGCAACGGGUGAUAAAUUUACCAUAACAAAAAUUAUUGCAGUGGGUUUGAAUAUUGCUGGGGUGGUCACAAUAACAAUUUCCGAUAUCCAUGAUACGAAUUUUUCCCGUGGUGCUUUGUUGGCCUUGUUUAGUGCAUUCUUCUAUGCUGCCUAUUUGGUGUUUGUCAAAAGAAAAAGUGACACAGAGGAGAAAAUCGAUAUUCCAUUAUUUUUUGGAUUUGUGGGCCUUUGGAAUCUUUUGUUGAUGUGGCCAGUAUUUUUCAUAUUGAAUUUUACAAAAAUCGAAAAAUUCGAAUUACCAAAUCAAAAUCAAUUUGCCAUUUUAUUUUUAAAUGGCCUAAUUGGUACAGUGGUCUCUGAAGCCUUGUGGCUGUGGUAA
Musca vetustissima is the source of this 1051-nucleotide messenger RNA. Its product is annotated as solute carrier family 35 member F5-like. Gene Ontology annotation, biological process: regulation of peptide transport. NCBI's taxonomy places the organism in Eukaryota, Metazoa, Arthropoda, Insecta, Diptera, Muscidae. The transcript is spliced from 7 exons. Gene Ontology annotation, cellular component: membrane. The record is from RefSeq and is a predicted model, not a curated record. The coding region runs from base 20 to 1051 and encodes 343 amino acids.